AUGUGUCAGCCCUGUGGCCUGGAGGGUGUCAGCCCCGCGGCCUGGAGGGUGUCAGCCCCGCGGCCUGGAGGGUGGCUCAGCGGAGCUCCUCGUGUUGUGCCCCGGAGACUCAGGGAGUGGAAAGCCAGCAGCAGGAGCCAGCUCAGCAAGAUUCCUCCUCUGCUCGCUCCUCGCUCUCCCAGCUUUGUGUACUGUGGUCCCUUUAAAGUGGCGUGGGCCCCCACCUCCCGUCUCUCUCAUCCAGAGGAAAACAGGGCUCCUGCAUGA
This is a messenger RNA of Knipowitschia caucasica, 267 nucleotides long. The record is from the annotation of a GenBank genome assembly. Lineage: Eukaryota; Metazoa; Chordata; Actinopteri; Gobiiformes; Gobiidae.